Molecule: messenger RNA, 1953 nt
Organism: Saccharomyces mikatae IFO 1815
Lineage: Eukaryota; Fungi; Ascomycota; Saccharomycetes; Saccharomycetales; Saccharomycetaceae
Gene: TPA1
Product: oxidative DNA demethylase
Exons: 1
Coding region: 1-1953 (650 amino acids)
Biological process (GO): peptidyl-proline hydroxylation; regulation of translational termination
Cellular component (GO): cytoplasm
Molecular function (GO): peptidyl-proline dioxygenase activity; iron ion binding; L-ascorbic acid binding
Source: RefSeq, a predicted model, not a curated record
AUGAAAAGAAAGACUUCAGAAGUCAAAGAUGGGAAGGAAAGGGAUUCCAAGCAGAUUUCUCUUGAAGAAGACAAGAUAAAGGGUUUGUUUAAUCCAAAGAUCUGGGACAGGACAUUCCAGGAUGGUCUGAAAAAAGAAAUUGAAGACUCCCAACCUUAUAACUGGGGUACUAUUCAUGAGUUAAUUAAUGAUGAUCUACUUCGUGCUGUUCGUAAAGAAAUUGAAACUGAGAUCCAUUUCACCAAAAAAGAAACUGAUAUUUAUAGAGUUAACCAAAGUGGUGACUUGGCCAAUCUAUCAGGUUUGGACUGGAACGACUUAUCUCGUUUGCCCAAUUUGUUUAAACUGCGUCAAAUUCUGUAUUCCAAACAAUAUAGAGAUUUUUUUGGCUAUGUUACCAAAGCUGGUAAAUUAUCCGGUUCCAAGACCGAUAUGAGCAUUAACACCUACACAAAGGGUUGUCAUUUGUUGACUCAUGAUGACGUCAUUGGUUCUAGAAGAAUUAGUUUCAUUUUAUAUCUACCCGACCCUGACAGAAAAUGGAAAUCGCAUUAUGGUGGUGGCUUGAGACUUUUCCCAAGUAUAUUACCAAACGUUCCACAUUCUGAUCCAUCAGCCAAAUUAGUUCCACAAUUCAACCAGAUCGCUUUCUUCAAAGUUUUGCCGGGUUUUUCUUUCCACGAUGUCGAGGAAGUUAGAGUUGAUAAGCACAGGUUAUCUAUUCAAGGCUGGUACCAUAUUCCACAAGUUGGUGAAGAAGGCUACAUUCCAGGUGAAGAAGAAGCAUGGGUACGUAACAAUACUUCAACUUUGGCACAGAUCGAAUCUAAUGUUUUAGAAGAUUUUGAGUUUCCAAAGGAUGAGAGAGAUAUCUUGUCGUUUCACGAAGUUAAGCACUUUGAAAAGAUGCUGAAGGGUAAUGUUGAUGCGAGUGAAGAUAAUGCCGCCAAGGGUUCUAUGACUAGUAUAAUUUCUGAUUCAAUUAAGUUGUCUGAAGCCGAGUUCGCUUAUCUCUCUCAAUACAUCUCUCCUGAACAUUUAAGAUCAGAAGGUAUCGAAAAUCUACAGAAGCGGUUUGUUGAGAACUCUUCUCUACAGAUUGAGUCUUUUUUGAACAAUGAUAAAUCCGAAUUGUUGAAGAAAAUUAUUAAACAAAAAGAACUAGAACAGGAAUGUCCUUAUCAUUCAAAAGAUGUGAAGACACCGUGGAAAACUGCUAUUCCUCCACAUAAAGCCCGUUAUUUAUACAUCGAUGGUAAGGGAUAUCGUAAUUUCCAAUCAGAAGCUGAUAUUCUUGAGGCGUUAAAUAACAAUGAUCUGCCAAACUUUCAGUUUACUAAAGAUGCCAUUAAAAUUAUCUCCGAUGCUUCCGGUAUUAGCAAGGAAAACAAUUUUGAUGCUGAGUUAGCGUUGAUUGAUCUAGCUAUAUUUUACAAAAGCACGAUUUUCAAGAAAUAUUUGACAUUAUUGACUUCUUUGUGCCCAGUCAGUGAACAAGUUUUAAUCAGAAGGUUUAGGCCUGGUAUGGAUUUCACAUUGGCAACCAAAUGUCGUUUUAAUGAACUUUUAAAAAGCAACCCAGAUAUUCUGGAUGCUGUAUUGGAAGGUACUUUGUGUUUGACACCUUCUGUUGGUUGGGAAUCAGGAGAACUUGGUGGUUAUGAAUUGUACAUGAUGGACGAUGAUGAAGAUAAUAAGCAAUACUUAAAAGAAGACGUUGAAGAUGCUUCUGUUUAUCGUGCGGAUGACAGUGGUGAUUCAGUCUUGAUAAAUGAUCCACCCUCUUGGAAUACUUUCAACCUGGUUUUGAGAGAUGAAAGUGUUUUGGAAUUUGUGAAGUAUGUUAGUUGGAGUGCUAAAUCUAGUAGAUGGGAUGUCAAAAUGAAGUGGGAUGUCAAAACAUGUGAUGAAGAUGACCAAGAAGAUGAAGGUCAAGCCGUUAACUCGUCUUGA